GGGGUGUCUGUGUUUAGCUACUCUCUCCGGGUAGAUUUACCUCUGCCUCCACGCCCCUUUUAAACUUUGUUCUCCCUCCUCCCCCAGCUGGAGGAGAGAGAGGUGCAGGCUGCUUCUCGGCCCAGCCCCUUAUCUCUUAGGAUUCUGGGCUAGAACUGUAAAAACCCUGGAGGAUGAUUAGGACCCAUAACUUCACGCUUUGUUAAUUGCUUAUUUGUCUCCCUUUGCGGGACAGCCAGCUACGCAGCUCGGGUUUUGAUGUGUUUAUAGAUUACCUUUCCCCCAUCUUCCUACUCUUUCCCCCACCCCUUUUUUUGUUUGUUUUGAUACACCUGUGUGUCUUUCUGCAUCUCUCCCAAACCCUGGGGCGGGGGCUGGAGGAAGACCAGCCUCUUCCUCUGACCCCAUCCUGGGGAGAAGAAGGAAGAGGACGGAAGAUAAUGAUCACCAACACCCGGGGAUUCCUGUGGUCGGACUUGGAGACUCGAGCCCUCUUGGGCAUCUGGGGCAAGGCAGAUGUUCAGUCGGCGCUAGAAGGCAACUUUCGGAACGGCCAUGUGUACCGAGAUGUGGCCUGCCGCCUGGGGGAGAUGGGCUUCGACCGUACCCCAGAGCAGUGCCGGAUCCGCAUCAAAGGCUUAAAACGUCAGUACUACCAGGCGAAGGACGGCCUCCAGAAGAACGGGCAUGCGCGCAAGAUCUGCAAGUACUACAAUGAGAUGGACCGCAUCCUGAGCUAUGGGUCUCUUAACUACUCUGGACUGGACCCUUCCGCUGGUGGUGAUGUGCCUGCUUCUGCAGGCAUGAGAGGCGGCUUGGGCUCCUUCCACAGCCGAGGAGCAGUUGACGAGAAGAUGGACCAGUGCAGGCUGGAGUCUCUCCAAGAGAACCCGGUGGGCGAAUGCUCCUCCUUUGCCCAGCGCCCCAUCAAAGUGGAGGAUCUCCCUUUCGCCAUUCCAGUGCCGCCCAGUAGCGGUUUUAAGCACAUCAGUGCAGAGACCAGUCCAGCAGCCCUGCCUCAAUCAAAAAGAUCAAAAAAACACCAUGCCAACAUAACCCUGGACAAAAUGAUGGAGAAGUUCUUGCAACAAAGUAUGGAUACAGAAGAAAAAUUUUAUCGCUACGAGGAGCAGAGGCUUAGAAUUGAGGACAAGCGUCGAGAAACGGAACAUGCCCGAGAGAUACAGAUGUUACAAGUGUUGGGACAGAUGUUAGCUGGAAUUUCAUCCGCCAUGACACAAAGGUCACAGCCCAGACCACCCAGUCCACUUCAGAGAACAAACCAUCCAUCCUAUGGAGAGAACAUUAAUUAUAAUGCUAUGGCAGCAACACUUUCUCCACCCAUAGUUUUAGAGAGAUCAUUUUCACUCUACAAAGCACACUCCGUAAAGGACAUGGAGAAUAUUUUUCAGCUGGUGAGAAACAUUAUACCCCCUCUAACUUCCAAAAAGUAUAAAGGUCAAGAUGGAAGGAUAGGCAUUAUUGGAGGCUGUCAAGAGUACACAGGGGCUCCAUACUUUGCAGCAAUUUCAGCCCUCAAAGUGGGUGCUGAUCUGUCCCAUGUAUUCUGUACUAAAGAUGCAGCUCCUGUGAUUAAGUCAUACAGUCCAGAGCUGAUUGUUCAUCCCGUUCUGGAUAGCCCUAAUGCUGUUCCUGAAGUUGAGAAGUGGUUACCCAGAAUGCAUACCAUCGUCAUAGGACCGGGCCUAGGCAGAGAUGACACACUCCUCGAGAAUGUCAAGGGCAUCGUAGAAAUAUCCAAAGCCAAGGGUAUCCCCAUGGUCAUCGACGCUGACGGCUUGUGGCUCAUGGCUCAGCAGCCUGCCCUCAUUCAAGGUUACCAGAAGGCCAUUCUCACACCCAACUAUAUGGAGUUCAGCAGGCUCUAUGAAGCCACGCUUAAAGCCUCACUGGAUAGCAGUGAUCAUCAUGGAUGUGUGUUGAGACUCAGCCAAGCCUUAGGGAAUCUGACAGUCGUUCAGAAAGGAGAGAAAGAUGUUAUUUCCGAUGGCGAAAAGGUGUUUGUGUGUAGCCAUGAGGGAAGCAGUCGAAGAUGUGGUGGACAAGGAGACCUUCUGUCAGGCUCCCUAGGAGUCUUAGCACACUGGGCGCUUCUUGCUGGACCCGACAAAACAAAUGGUCAGAACCCUUUCCUCGUGGCUGCAUUCGGCGCCUGUUCUCUCACGCGGCAGUGUAACCGCCAGGCCUUUCAGAAGUACGGGCGCUCCAUGACGGCUACCGACAUGAUCGCCGAGGUGGGGACGGCCUUCAGCAAGCUCUUUGAAACCUGAGGCGAGGAGCGCCGCGCUGGUGCCAGCAAUGCCUCCGGCCGCAGCGCCCCCUGCUGGGGAGCCCGGAACGCCCCAUGGCGAAGAGCAGGGACUGAGAUGUAAUGUAGAUAUUUCCGGAGAGUUUGGAAUCCAGGAAGCGCUGGAAUAAGAUGUAGUUGUAGAUGUUAUAAUAAAACCAAGCUGAAAGUUC
This is a messenger RNA of Gracilinanus agilis (Agile Gracile Mouse Opossum), 2481 nucleotides long. RefSeq names its product NAD(P)HX dehydratase (gene NAXD). Lineage: Eukaryota; Metazoa; Chordata; Mammalia; Didelphimorphia; Didelphidae. The record is from RefSeq and is a predicted model, not a curated record. Gene Ontology annotation, molecular function: ATP-dependent NAD(P)H-hydrate dehydratase activity. The transcript has 11 exons. Gene Ontology annotation, biological process: metabolite repair. The coding region runs from base 441 to 2291 and encodes 616 amino acids.